This is a messenger RNA of Cynoglossus semilaevis (tongue sole), 6091 nucleotides long. RefSeq lists its product as uncharacterized. Gene Ontology annotation, molecular function: DNA binding; DNA (cytosine-5-)-methyltransferase activity, acting on CpG substrates; protein binding. Gene Ontology annotation, cellular component: nucleus. The transcript has 27 exons. Gene Ontology annotation, biological process: negative regulation of transcription by RNA polymerase II. Bases 578 to 4882 code for a protein of 1434 amino acids. The record is from RefSeq and is a predicted model, not a curated record. Lineage: Eukaryota; Metazoa; Chordata; Actinopteri; Pleuronectiformes; Cynoglossidae.
CGCUAAAAUAGUGUGUGCUAAUUUAGUAAAGUACGUGAUUCUGCGAGGAUAUAGAAUCGAAAGUGGACUCUUGGUAGUAUCGCACGGUAAUCUAUUCUCGGACGAUUGCGUAACGAUAAAACAACAAAUAAUUGUCACAAUAAUUGUCCAAAAAGCGAUUUAAUUUCACAUUAAACGUAAAAACGCUCGGGCAGAUACGUAGUAUAGCCGACAUUGCCCCCGACAACAAUUUUUUUAGCAAACAUAUAAAAGUUAUAUACGUUCAGUUGAGACAUGUUUAUUACUUGUUAUUUCUAAUAAAGUGUUGUUUUUUAACGUUGUCGUCGUUUAUAGUAAAACGAAGCGUGUGGAGAGUCGACAUUUAUAUCGGACAUAUCGUGGGGCUCUUUCUCGGGGUUCACUUCAUUGUGCUUGCAGUCAAUAGCUAGCCAUCCUACGAGCGGACGGCCUCCCGUAUUGUUUCGUCCAAUUGAUCCAUCCCUUUAAAGAGCACGUCAGCAGCACGGCGUUACCUCUCGGAAAUUGUGCUCUUUAUUACAGACAGGAGCCGAGAGGAUUCAGUCGUGUGUGCUUUGGAAUGGCAACUAAGAGGAUUGUGGUUCCAAAAUCUUCCCAUGAAAAAAGCAGCCGUGCUUAUAUGGUGACCUGGAUCAACAACCUGCUGAAAACAGAUUUCAAAAAUGUGCUGGAAAUGGGUUCAGGUGCUUGUCACUGCCAGAUCAUCAGUUGUGUUAUACCUGGAUCUGUUGACAUGAAAGAGGUCAAAUUUGAUGCUCAGAGUGAGGACGAGUGUAAGCACAACUUUGCUCUCGUCCUCGAUGCCUUCAGAAAGAACAACAUUAAAAGGGACAUUCCGGUGGAGAACAUUAUAAACAGAGAAUUCAAGAGCAACUUUGACACCAUUAAGUGGUUUAAAGUUUUUUACCAAGCAAAUGUGAAGACUAAAGAAUACAAUGCUGUGGAAGCACGAAACGGACGCAACAUCCUCCCCUUUGUAGCGUCUAAAGAAUCAGCAGGCCGUAACUUGGAGUCAGACAUGGAAGAAAACUCCACUGGAAAGAAGGACAAAUUCCCUUACAGUGAAAAAUGGGAGAAUACAUUUGAUUGGGUGGAACGCAGUAAUCUCGGUGAACAAUAUACCUACUGCAGGAUAUGUGCCAGAAACAUCGGAACAUUUUGUAGAGGUUCCGUUGAACUUGAGUACCAUGAAAAGACAAACAAACAUAAGAAGAAGGCAAAGAACUCCAACAGCGCCCACAUGCCAAGCCAACGCUCUGACCCGCUGCCCUGCAGCGACGCUGCUUUACAAUUCAUUCACAAACACUGUUUCAACGGCUCUGCCACGGAGGACUGGAGUUCUAGUACUUCUCAACACUUUGCGCAGUGCAAGCUGGGGCUGCAAUACCCUGAAGAUAUCACGUCCGUUUGUCAGCGCACUCCUUACUGUGUUUACAUUUACAGAGGAGUGACGGUCGGAAAGGACGACACGGUCUCUGUGCUGCUGGUUGGGUUUUUUGACGUCGACGCUGGCAGGCACCGCGUACGGUUUCUGGAUGCCGUUCCAUCGGAUGAUGAUGAUGAUGUUGGAGAUCAAACAGCCGCAGCAGUGGGCGAGACCUUAAAGAAAUUUGGGUUACCUACAGAUAACCUUGUUGCCAUUUACUCUGAGGGCAGUAGUGUUUCUUUAGAGCAGAUGUGCUCACAGCUCAGGGAAUUUAACCCAAACACAUUAGUCUUUACUGGAUUGUACGGUGUUGGUGAUGCUGCGUGUCAAGCUGGGGUCAAACAGCUCUCCAAUCAGAUUCAGGAGCUCGUGGCUGACAUCCACAGCCACUGCUGUCACAGCUCUACAGAGAAUGACAACUUUAAGGCCCUUUUUGGCUCAGGUCUCACCGGUGACAGUCCGGCGAUUUUUAACAACAUGAGCUGCCUUAACGUCAACCUGUUAGUGAAAAAACUGUUGGAAUCAUGGACGGAGUUGAUGUCGUACUUUACUUCAUAUAACAAGGAUGAUGAGAAAGCAAAAUCAAUCAGCUCCCAACUGCAGGAUCCCAAAGUCAGGGCAACAUUUAUGUUUUUGGAGCACGCCCUAACGCCACUACAGACUUUCCAGACACACGUGAAAACCUCAGAGGGAGAUCCUCGAUCAGCUCAUUCACUGUCCACUCUCACAGAAGCCAGUAACCUUCUAAGCACCUACACUUCCUACUUCCUCCAUCCUCAGGAUGCUCUACGCUUCCUCGUAGAAUUGGACACCAAAAUCCUCAAGGCGGAGAAACAUCACUUGUCAAGCCAUGAAAUCCGCGUGGGUGGGGAAGCAGUUCGAGAUUUCCUGAGUGAAUUCGGAGCUGCAGAGACGCUGUCAUUUGUAGCACAAGAGGCAUUAUCCUUCUACAUCGGACUCACUGAAUGUAUUUCAAAGACGUUGCCUUUAAGGGAUGAGUUGCUAAGAAACAUCGCUCUGCUUUUGAACCCCAAAAGUAAAUUGAAAGUGACAGGAAAAGCUGUCGGGGAGCUUGGAAGCAAUCUAGGAAUCUGCGGUUCCCCCGAAGAGAUCCAACAGCUCACAGAAGAAUUCCUCAAGUAUCAGUCAGCGGAGAACGUAGAGGAGAACGCCUCACUGGAGGAACACUGGACCGCUGUACUCCGAGAUAACACGCUGAAAAAGUUCCCAAAGCUGAUGUUGACUUUAUUGUGUCUUCCAUGUCCACCUCUUGAUGGUCCGCACCUUUUUACUCAGGCCUUACAGAGUGGAGACGCUCCACAGGUGUCUGAGCGCGAGACUGACCACACCAGCAGUGAACACCUCUCAGGGUACAUGGUCAACGAAUUGAACGGCUACAAAAUCAAAAAGUGUGAAGUUCGUCUCACAAAGAUAAUUGAUAUGGAUGGUGUCAAGCACAGGGAUGGAAUUAAGUGGACCUGGAAGGGAGGUCUCAGUCGGGACAGCAGCUUGCGUCAGAAGCCACGAGCUCGUUUGGUGUUUCAGGCUGGUUCCUGGACCGAACCCAUUAAUCCUGAUGAAGAAGGAAGAACUGGGUUGGAGUCCCAAGAUGAGUUGCCUGAACAAACAGAUCGGUCGACUGAAUCUACUCCAAGAAGGAGAAAGAAACAUUCUUAUCAGGACGGGAAAGGCUUCCCAUCAGGAGAGCUGGUCUGGGGGAAGGUGAAGGGCUUUCACUGGUGGCCUGGAAUAGUUGUCCCCUGGAAAACAAAGUCCUCCACCCACGGCAUGCGUAAGGUGGAGUGGUUCGGUGACGGGAUGUUCUCCGAGAUCUACACGGAGAGUCUCCAGUCGUUCCGUGCUUUCACCACGUGCUUCUGUAAGAACUCCUUUGCCAGCCUGCCGUUAUACAAACAAGCCAUCUACCAGAUUAUUGAGUUGGCAGCCGAGCGAUGCGGGAAGUCAUUUGCGGAGGCAGAAUUCGACAAAGUGUUGACGAUGAUGUUGGACUGGGCGUUUGAAGGAUUUCUCCCUACAGGACCUGAAGGGUUCAUGUCUCCUGAUGCAAACGCCACUUCCUCCGACUCCGCCCUGUCCGACUACCAGCCUCCUCCAAAGAGGAAAUAUGUUUUUAAAAACAAGGCCAAUGCAGCUGUUGCGCUCUAUAAACGAGAAUCAAUAAUAAAAUCACUCAAAAAGAACGGCAGCAGCAUCGAAGAUACAUGUUUGUCGUGUGGAUCAACCGAGGUCGAAGCCCAACACCCACUGUUUGUAGGCGGUCUCUGUCUCAAAUGCAAGGACAACUUCACGGAAACGCUGUUUCGCUAUGACGACGAUGGCUACCAGUCGUAUUGCACCGUGUGCUGUGGCGGGUCAGAGGUCAUUCUGUGUGGCAACGCCAGCUGCUGCAGGUGUUUCUGUAAAGACUGCGUAGAAAUCCUGGUGGCACCGGGAACCUUCGACAAACUCAAAGACAUCGACCCCUGGAGCUGCUACAUCUGUGUGCCUUCAGAAUGCAACGGAAGCCUCAAACUCAGACCAGACUGGAGUAUGAAGAUCCAGGACUUCUUUGUCAACAACAGCGCCAUGGAGUUUGAGCCUCACAGAAUUUAUCCCUCCUUUGAUGGCAUUGCGACAGGAUACCUGGUUCUCAAAGACCUGGGCUUCAAAAUCGAGCGCUACAUCGCUUCAGAGAUCUGUGAGGAUUCGAUCGCCGUGGGGAUGAUCAAGCACGAGGGAAAGAUCGAAUACGUCAACGACGUUCGCACCAUCACCAGGAAACACUUGGCUGAGUGGGGUCCAUUCGACCUCCUGAUUGGAGGAAGUCCGUGCAACGACCUGUCGAUGGUCAACCCUAUCCGAAAAGGACUGUUUGAGGGCACCGGUAGGCUAUUUUUUGAGUUCUACCGCAUCCUGACUCUGCUGAAGCCCAGGGAGGACGAGAACCGGCCGUUCUUCUGGUUGUUUGAAAACGUGGUCUUCAUGAGCGCCAAAGACAAAUCGGACAUCUGCAGAUUUCUUGAGUGUAACCCUAUUCUUAUUGACGCGGUCAAAGUCAGUCCCGCUCACAGAGCACGAUACUUCUGGGGAAAUCUCCCCGGCAUGAACAGGCCACUGGCUGCAUCAUUUGACGAAAAAGUAUCUCUUCAGGAUUGUUUGGAGAUCGGACGCACGGCAAUGUUUGACAAAGUCCGCACCAUCACCACCAAGUCAAACUCCAUACGACAGGGGAAAGGGGGACCGCUCCCCGUCACCAUGAACGGAAAGGAAGACUACCUGUGGUGUACUGAAAUGGAACAGAUCUUUGGAUUCCCCAAACACUACACGGAUGUGAACAACAUGUCCCGGGGUCAAAGGCAGAAAGUCUUGGGGCGCUCCUGGAGCGUCCCCGUUAUUCGUCACCUUUUCGCCCCACUGAAGGAUUACUAUGAAUGUUAAAAACAUCAAGAGGAAAGUCAAGUCGGCGCGUCAACGAUGAACCUCUGACCGCAGUCCGUACUGUCCACACGGUCGACUCUUGGGCUUUUAAAGAUGAUUUUACUUACUGUACUUUUUUUUUGUUUUUUAAUUUCAUAAAACACUGCAAAAAGACGUCGUCUCAGAGAGAGAAAACAACAAUUGAUCAGUUUGAUCAGUAAUGGUGCUUUGGAAAACAAUAAUGUUGCUGUGAACAACUGCCUGUAGUAACGUUGACAGCAGUGACUACAGUUCUCUACCUCAACACUGACACAUGUCAGUCAGUCAAAUACCUGUUGUUGUUCCAAUAUAAAUUAUUUCUAAUCACUAACUGUUUAUCACAGUGGUUCUCAAACGUCUUAAUCCCCCACCAUACCACUAGAGGGUGCCUUGCAACCAUUACAACCAGUGGUACACAUACCAUAGUUUUAGAACAACUCUCAUUUCUUUCUUUUUUUUUUUUUAACUAAGACAGUGACAGUGUAACGCGUCACAUUCAACAUGAAAUAUUUCACUGAUCAAAAAUAACCUGUGAACUAUUCAAGGAAAACGCAAAGUGUUUUUUUUUUUGUUGGUUUGUUUCACCUGCAGCUGGAUAUUUGAGAUCAGUGUUUGUCUUUAAACUUUAAGGACAUCAAAUGUUUUAAACAUGUCAGAGCUGUUGGGUUUACAGCAACAUUUACAACGAGUCUCUUACCUCUGCCCUGGCGGGCAAAACAUUUACAGCUGACUUUUCUGUUAGGUUUUUAUUUUGUAUGCAGUAUGUUGUCGUUAUAGUGUGUGUAUUUUUAUAACAUGAAUGAAUAUUAAUGUGAACCUGGAAUUAUUUUUUUUAAUUUUUUUAAAAAUUUGUUUAAAAAUGAAGAAACCUGUUUGGAGGGACUGUCUACAACCAGCAGUGUUUUUUGUUUUUUUAAUGAUUCAAUUGAAUUCUUAUCGGUAUUAGCUUAACAUCAGUUAUUUGUGUUAUGCUAAUUGUUCAGGAUUAGAGGAAUAUAUUGUUCCUCCCUGAUGUAUGUUGUAGUAGAAAUGUAAUUAACCCAAAUUACAUAUCAAUUAUUUUGCAACUCAUUUUGAAUUAAUGGUGCUACAAACUGCUGCAAAAAAAUAAAAAUAUUUGCUGCAGAUACUUUUCAGUUUAUUCUGAUUUAUACCUCUCUCUCUCUUUCUCUCUCUCUGCUGGCACACUGG